AUGGCCGACUACUGGAAAUCAACGCCCAAAUACUGGUGCAAGCACUGCCAGACCUACGUCCGCGACACCAAGCUCGAGCGCACCAACCACGAGGCCACCGCCAAGCAUCAGGCUGCCGUCAAGCGCGCCCUGCGUGACCUACACCGCGCCGCCGAGCAGCAGGAGAAGGAGAAGGAGAGGGCGCGGAAGGAGAUCGAGAGGUUAAAUGGCGUUGUUUCGGGCAAGCCGAGCAGUUUGUCGACAGGGCUCGGGCAGAAGACAAGUGCUGGGGGAACAAAACCGAGUGGGGGUAUAUACGGUGUGCCGCCGGCGACGAUUUCUGAGGCCGAGAGACAAAGACAGCUGGAGCAACUUGCUGAGCUGGGUGUCAACAUCCCGACUGAGCUACGAGGGAACAUGGCGAUGGCAGGGGAAUGGACUGUUACGUCUACAAAAAUCAUCGAGCACACCCCUGAAGGGGAGAAGACCAACAGCAGUGAGGAAGCUGCGUCUGCGGAAGGCCGCGCAGUGGGAGUGAAGAGAGAGAGGGAACAAACGGAGGAGGAGAAGGAACAAGAAGAGGCGAUUAAGGGGCUGUUUAAGAAGCCUAGAAAGUGGGGGGUCGACUCGAAGGCUAUGCCGACGCAGGAAGAUGCGGAAUUGGAGGAGUUGUUGAAGGGGCCUCUUUUGAAGACGAAGAAGGAGGAGAAGAAGGUGAAGGAGGAAGAGACGGAAGUUAAGGAGGAAGACGUCGAGGACGGGAAGGACAAAGGGGAAGUGAAGGCGGAGGGGUCACCUAAGGUCAAGAAGGAGAUUAGCGAGACAGUAGGGGUUGAUGCUGCGUUGAAGGAGGUCGAGGAGCAGAAAGAGGGUGCGGGGGAGCCGGCUGUGGUGUUUAAGAAGAGGAAGGCUAAGAAUAUCAGGCAGAAGUGA
Molecule: messenger RNA, 912 nt
Organism: Thermochaetoides thermophila DSM 1495
Lineage: Eukaryota; Fungi; Ascomycota; Sordariomycetes; Sordariales; Chaetomiaceae
Exons: 1
Coding region: 1-912 (303 amino acids)
Biological process (GO): mRNA splicing, via spliceosome
Cellular component (GO): precatalytic spliceosome
Molecular function (GO): RNA binding; zinc ion binding
Source: RefSeq, a predicted model, not a curated record